Molecule: messenger RNA, 2592 nt
Organism: Lathyrus oleraceus (garden pea)
Lineage: Eukaryota; Viridiplantae; Streptophyta; Magnoliopsida; Fabales; Fabaceae
Product: LEAF RUST 10 DISEASE-RESISTANCE LOCUS RECEPTOR-LIKE PROTEIN KINASE-like 1.1
Exons: 4
Coding region: 228-2231 (667 amino acids)
Biological process (GO): protein phosphorylation
Molecular function (GO): protein kinase activity; ATP binding
Source: RefSeq, a predicted model, not a curated record
CCUCUCUUUUUCAUCAAGUAUUUCUCCUUCAUUUUUCAAGUCAACCGACCUAUCAAAUAAGUUCCCUUUUUAGACCACUUGAUUUAUACAUGAUACUGAUGCAUAUCUAUUUGUGAAGACAACAUAUGUAUUUUACAUGUCACAGUUCAUACUACUAGUACAUAAUCUUCACUUCUUCAGUUUUUUUUCAUCUUAAGAAUCCACUGCUUCCUCCUUGUAAAGUUAGGAUGGGGCUAGUCCAGUUGUUUUGCUUCCUCUUGUUUUGUCAACUCGUGCUGAUUUUAUCAGCACGGUAUGGAAGCGGGUACCAAUAUAACUGUCAGCGAUCAUUCAGUUGUGGAUAUCGUGGGAUUUUACAUUACCCUUUCACCAAGGCAGAGCAACCAGACUGCGGCCUCAUACUCAUACAUGGAUGUGAUGAUAGUUAUUAUUCACCCAAAUUGAUCCAACUGGAGAAGAAUGCAAAAAACACAGAGCUAACUGCUGUCAUUGACCAGAAUACCAUUACGCUUUCUGAUCCAGAUUUUUACAAGCGUUUGCAACAUAAUGUUUGUGACACUUUGAACCAGAACUACACUCUUCCUCCCCCUUCUCCUUUGGUUUCUUUUUAUAUAAUUUAUAAUGUAACUCUCUUCCGAUGCAAUCAUGGCCACAGUAUCAAUCCCCCUAGACAGUAUUUUAAAUACAACUGUUCUUCCUACUAUAUCUAUUAUGACAGCAAGCAGUACUCUAAUGUUACUAUAGAGAAGGCGCGUAGUUUUUUCUCAUCCUGCUCCCUAUUUCAGUUUCCAUCUAAAGACUUGACUGAUACCGAAAACAUCUUAUCAUUUGUAUCUGGUCAGAUGGUUGUUAAAAUAGUAUUAUCUGCUGAUUGUGAAGAGUGCUGCAACCACAGAGGAGGCCAAUGUAGACUUAAUGCAAACAAUAAGUUCUACUGUCAUUAUGUGGCUUCUGUUGCAGAGCCGAAGAAUAAGAGAAAUUAUUUUAAGCUGCUACUUGGACUUGGAAUAGGCUUAAGCAUUACAUUUGUUGCACUGGGUAUUCUUAUAGUCCGAUGUCUCUUUAGAAGAAAACGUGCUCCAUCAGACCUCCAAAAUCAAUCGAAAAGCAAAUCAUAUAAUGAUGAAAGUGAUCCCUAUCGAAAUCAAGACUCAGAAAACGGCACUGUCUACUUUAAAAUACCUCUGUUCUCUUAUAAGGAGCUAGAAGAAGCUACAAAUAAUUUCCACCAAGCCAACCAACUUGGAAGUGGAGGCUUUGGAAUAGUUUAUUACGGGAGACUGCGAGAUGGACGAGAAAUUGCUGUUAAGCGUCUAUACGAGCACAACUGGAGGCGAGUAGAACAGUUCACCAAUGAAAUUGAGAUCCUUGCUCGCACCCGCCACACAAAUCUUGUGUCUCUCUAUGGAUGUACUUCACAUCACAGCGAUGAACUAUUGCUUGUAUACGAAUAUGUUCCAAACCACACUGUUGAUUUUCAUCUCCAAGGUGAUCUAGCAAGAAUAGACACACUGCCUUGGCAUAUCAGGAUGAAAAUUGCCAUAGAGACAGCGAGUGCAUUGGCUUAUCUGCAUGCUUCUGGCAUCAUUCACCGUGAUGUGAAAACCAAAAACAUUCUCCUUACAAACAGCUUCAGUGUCAAAGUUGCAGAUUUUGGUCUUUCAAGACUAUUCCCCCACGAUAUCACCCAUGCGUCCACAGCACCACAAGGGACACCAGGUUACGUUGACCCGGACUAUCAUCAAUGCUACCAGCUUACUAACAAGAGUGAUGUAUACAGUUUUGGUGUUGUGCUCGUUGAGCUAAUAUCAUCUAAGCUUGCUGUUGAUAUGAACAGGCAUAAGGAUGAGAUUAACUUGUCAAACCUGGCCUUAAAGAAGAUCCAGAAGGGUGAAUUUACUGAGCUGGUGGAUCCAAAUCUUGGUUUUGAUUCAGACAAUGAGGUUAAGAGGAUGAUAGUUUCGGUGGCAGAGUUGGCUUUUCAAUGUUUGCAAAGGGAAAAGGAAUUGAGACCUUCCAUGGAUGAGGUUUUGAAUGUGCUGAUGAGAAUUGAAAGUGGGAAGGAUGAGCCUGAGCAUAUAGUUGAAGAAGAUGUGCAUCCACCUUCACCAGAUGGAAAUGAGGAUGAGAUUGGAUUAUUCCAAAAAACAAUACGACAUCCUUCACCUAAAGCUGUGGUUGAUGAAUGGGAUAGUCGACCUACUACGUCCAAUACCAUCAGUGGUCAUUAAUCGUAUAGUCUUGCAUACAGAUUAAUUUGCAGCACUUAAACAUUGUCUUCUAUAACAAGAGGACACCCAUAUUUUCUUUUUUCUUUUGGUGAACAAGUGAUUAUAGCUAUACUUGUAAAUAAGUUAUAUUCGUAAUUAGGGAGUUUCUGAAUUCACCCUCUAAAAUGCGAGAUUUAUAGGAAGGAUAGUGUCAUUUGGCAGAUUUGAAUAUAGAAUGAGUGGAAUGAGAAACUUUGUGUAAUCAUGUAUAAUAAUUGUAUUCUCAUUAGUGAGACUCAAGUUGAUGUAGAAUAGUCUAUUUAUGCGAAUAGUGCAUAUACUCUAUUCACAACUUUGAAAUAUAUCAUAAAUAUUUUCUACA